Emiliania huxleyi CCMP1516 is the source of this 1437-nucleotide messenger RNA. RefSeq lists its product as hypothetical. The coding region runs from base 1 to 1437 and encodes 478 amino acids. The transcript is spliced from 3 exons. The record is from RefSeq and is a predicted model, not a curated record. NCBI's taxonomy places the organism in Eukaryota, Haptophyta, Isochrysidales, Noelaerhabdaceae.
AUGCUCGGCAGCAGCGGCCACAGCGGCAGCGCUUGCAGCAACACGCGCCGCUCGGAGGUGGAAGCAACUCGCUCGUUGAUCGCCGACCUGUCCUGGAACAAUCUGUCCUGGCAACAAGCAAAGACGGUGCUCCUCGGCGCGCAGAAGGCACCGGACAGCCGCUUCUUCGAGCUGCCGCAGGUACUAGUGCCGAAGAUUUUGAAAAUGGCGCACCGGCCGCAGUGGCAGCCGAGGUUCACUGGUCUGCGCGCUGUGCCGCGAAGGAUGGGCCUGAUCAGCGCCCGAGGCACCAGGCUCUCCUUCCGGGCGAACCCGAGCCUGGUGGAGAGCGACGACCCGCGCUCGACGCCCUCGGUCGAGCUCGACGGCGAGGGCGUGCAGGCGUGCGUCCUCCGGCUGAGCGAAGUCGGGAUCGGCAGCGUCGUCCGCCUGUUUCGCGUCUCUGACGGCGGCGAGCAGCUCGCCGUCUGCUUCUCGGUUGACCCUCGCUGGGACACCAGCCCCGAGCGGGAGUUCUCCCAGGAGGAGGUGCACGUCCUGUUUGACGCGCCCCGGUCGCGCGCCACCUCGGAGUGGGCCACGCUGCUGCCGCAGCACGAAGGGCGGGCCGUGCCCGCAGGCCGCGUCGAAAAGUACCUCGCGCACGUGGCCGGCUGGUCUGGCUGGUCGUCCGGUCGAUGCAGCGGGGCUGGCCCGGAUGGGCGCGCGCAGGACGUCGAGCUCCACUUUCUGUUUGAUUUUGAGCGGCGGACAGUGCGGCUCGGCCUGUGCGCAGAAUGGGCGGUGGACGGCAUGUCGGAUUGGGGCGUGACGGGCUGGCGCUUCUUUGGCCGCGCCUUCCCGCUGGGCGAGGGGCGGCUGCGGCUCGGCAUCGCGGGCUUCUACGGCGACGCGGGAAGGGUGGUGCAGCCUGACGGCGGGGUGGAGAUCAAGCGGGUGAGCGCGACGGUGUCUGCCCCGCACCCGAGCGGCGAGUUCUACACCGCGUUCGCCGAGAACUUGUGCGAGGAGGAGGGGGUGGCGCCCCAGGUGGUGGCGGAGCUCCGCCGGGCGUUUGACACGGCGGUUGUGUCGGGCACGCCGUGGAGCUGGGUGGAAGCGGUGGCGUGCAACCCGGCCGAGUGCGUGUCGUGCCAGUUCGCAAACAGCAACGGUUGGCAGGACUUUUGCUUCUCGACGGGGUGCGACGGCGGGGGUUGGGGACAGUCCGCUAGCACGAGCACUUGGAACUGCGACGUCCGCCGCUCAGGCUGCCGCAAGCCGGCGCCCCACUCCGACCCGUGGCGCGCAGACCAGCCGCUCGAGUGGUGGUGCUGCGCCGGAGACGGCGAGGAGGAGGGGUGCGGCUUCGCGGUGUGCGGUCCCUGCCAUGCCGCGGCGCCCGACGCGCACGCGCAGACGGGUUGCACGAUGCCGCUGCUGCAGCGGUGGUGGUAG